GGUCGUCUCUCAUAAUAGAAGUUCUAGAGAGCGAGCUCACAGAUAGAUUCUUUGAGAAAUGGGUAAUCACAGGUUCAGAUUUUCUGAUAUGAUACCAAAUGCUUGGUUUUACAAGCUCAAAGACAUGAGCAGAUCAAGAAAGAAGAAGAACAAGGCAGGUUCAGUGGCAACAUCUCAGAGAUUGCAGCCAAGGUGUUCGAAUUAUUUCCCCAGUGAAAUUAGUAGAACUGGUAAGUUAUACAAUUCACCCAUUUUCAGUACAAGAGCUUCUGAGCUUGCUUUCAUUGAUUCACCAAGAAGGUCUUCCAAGAGAAGAGCUCGGAGAAGAACAGUUUAUUACAAGCCUUCUUCUCCCACACUUGCUUCUUCCCCUGUGUCUGCAACUUCUAUCGAUCAUUCCACAAAUAAAAAUAAUUGGGCUCACCCCAGUCAAGCUAAGUCUCCUGAUUACUAUAUCUCCUCCGUUGAGAUUUCUUCUGAGUCAGACCUCAAUGGUGAUCUUGUUUCAUCUGAAUCUGAAUGUGAUGAUGAUAGUUUUGCUGCUUCUGCUCCUCCUCAUCCUGGCAUGUUCAACGGACUACCCUCAAAUUGCAGCUGUAGAGUAAGUUCUUCAACAAAUGACAUCAUCAUCGACAUGAACAAUGAAGAUUCUGAGAAGCUAGAUCGGUUUAAAACAAUUUCAGAGUUGGAUCUUCCUCCAAUAUUAACAAAGCCGUUAAAGUUUGAAGAUGAUGAUGAUGAUGAGAAGGUCAUUAAGGCCACUGAAUUGAGAAGUUCAUCCAAGUCAGACAAGCCUAAAGGUCAUCACCAGUCACAAUCUGUCAACAAUGGCAAGAAAGAGAGCAUUAGAACUCAAAGAGAUCGAAGAUCAAGCCAUAGUAAUGCUCGAAAGUCUUCUGUUAAUUCAUCUACAGGAAUCAGACUCAGAGUGAAUUCUCCAAAGCUAGCAAGCAGAAAGACCGUUCAAGCUGCUUCUGCAAGAAGGGGUGUGUCAAGCAACAAUAAAGCCUCUUCAUGGAAAAAUGCAGGAUUUCCUGAGGGUUUUGCAGUUGUGAAGUCGUCAUUUGAUCCACAGAGAGACUUCAGAGAUUCAAUGUUGGAGAUGAUUAUGGAGAACAACAUCAGGGCAUCAAAGGAUUUAGAAGAUUUACUUGCAUGCUAUCUUUCACUGAACUCCAGUGAAUACCACGAGCUCAUUGUCAAAGCAUUUGAACAAACCUGGCUUGACAUGGCUCAACUCAAAUUGGGGGAAAUUAAAACAGUGUCAUGCCAAAAGCUAAGGGCUGGUACUAUUCAGAAUUGAAGAUCAAUUGUCUGAGUUCUAAGUUGGAACCAAGCAUGACAGAUACUACAGAAGACUAUUAACACAUCUUGCGCAGUAUAAAACUGUAGAAGUUGCAGUGGAAACAGGUUAUAGCUGCAACAGUAGCAAGUGACCUGGAGAAAUAUUCUGAAGCAUUUCUUGGGAAGCCAAAUGCGGACUAUUGUGCCUGGAUCAUUGACUCUGAGAACUGGGGAGUAUCAACACAUUCUCUCACAUGGUUGAAGUAAAAGAAAUCUUUACUGUUUGCGAUCCUUCAUACAGAGAUUUUUUGAAGAUGCCAAAAGAGACAACCUAGCUGAACUUAAAUUUGCUCUUCCUAGGAAGGAAAGACAGAAUUCAGUUUACAUCAUCAGAAAGAUUUUGUCGGCUGAUUAAGGCAUCAACUCACGUCUUAUGAAAUGUAUUUUUAAUAAUUACAAACCAAGUUUGAUUCUUUAGUUUGCAAAGUUUUGAUUCGGUAAUUAAAUAAACUCUAAUUGAUUUAUGUCUGAUGGCAAUAUUGGUAGGACGACGUUCUAUUUGUCAUUCACUCAGAUUUCAACUAAGCUUUGAGUUUUCAUGGUUGAGUUCAUAAUUCUAGGCUGUUCAAAUC
Molecule: messenger RNA, 1916 nt
Organism: Prosopis cineraria
Lineage: Eukaryota; Viridiplantae; Streptophyta; Magnoliopsida; Fabales; Fabaceae
Product: transcription repressor OFP2
Exons: 5
Coding region: 59-1303 (414 amino acids)
Biological process (GO): negative regulation of DNA-templated transcription
Molecular function (GO): DNA binding
Source: RefSeq, a predicted model, not a curated record